AUGAGUUGCCCUGGCAUUAUAAAGCAUAAUUUUAACAGUCUGCGAAAGGCAUUAAAGUCAAGUAUCCAUAUAUUCGUUUAUUUAAAACACACAAAAGUAUAUGAAAAAGUCGCUGGCGCGCUCAGCUCGGUAUCAGCAACAUUGCAAAAAUGUAGUUGGUCCGAGUUGAUCCUGAUCGUCCGUUUUCGUAAAUACUUUUUUUCGCCUUAUCCUUCCACAAAAGAUCUACAGCGUAAAUAGAUUUCAAGACUUCGAAAACAGACCAGGAAAAGGCUGGCCCCUAAGUGUCAGCCAAAAAUAUGUUCUUCUUCUGCCGAUUCCUGAUAUGUCAUCAUAUAUAUAUACAGUGCUCUACCUAAACUUCCCUUUGGGAUUUUACUUUCUAUAUAUCAUCUUCCCAGCUACCCUUGUAGCAAGCUCCUUCAUCACGACCAGGAAUUGCCUGUCCUUUGCACUUAUUUUUUUUUUGCUUUCUUAUUAGAACUACCGGUGGCGUUCUGGUACACUCGUCGCGUCACCAGCAAGCAUCAAGGAAGAUAACUCAACGUUUCUGGACAUCAUCACAGUAUUAAACCAUCCAUACCGCCAUAUACGCACUUAUUUUUCACAAAAGGAAUUCGAAGCGUUGCAGAAAUGCACUCGAAGUGCCAGUUCUAAAAAACUAAGUUCGUGCAAUGGGUGUCAGUUCUUUCUCCGUCUCCUGAAUUGAUGAUAACGUGAGGACGCUUGAUGUUGCGAAGACGCCUUUCGGCAACUUCAAAAUAUCGGUCCUAAAAACUCUUCUGGCCCGCUAAGUGUAAGUUCCAGUAUCUUUAAUUGUCCGCUAAACGCUAGUACGCGCUAGAUUUCUACCUCCCUCUGGGAUUUCAUCCAUUUCACACAGCAAUGUAGUCCGCGAAAUUAUGUACUUACUAGACCGUUUCUGAUAGUCCGCGAAAUUUAGCCAGACAUAAGCUCCACAUAUGACAAAGAACAGGAGGUCUUUAUUGGCUCUGCUAGAAGGCCCCUGUUAGUUUAUCUCGACUGUACAAUUCGCCCGUCGUUGUUCUAUUUGCUUUUGAAGACGAGGAACGACCGUGGGCGGAAACACAGCAAGAUAAACCAGCAAGCACAUAAUAAACAUGCACAUGCAGGAAUAAAGUACAGAAAGCCAUAGC
Molecule: messenger RNA, 1157 nt
Organism: Amoebophrya sp. A120
Lineage: Eukaryota; Dinophyceae; Syndiniales; Amoebophryaceae
Source: the annotation of a GenBank genome assembly